GGUCUCUUCUUCCACCGAUAUGCUGUUGCAGGUUCAUUCAUGGAAGUUCCCUUUUCUCUGUGAUAAAGCCCUCAUUACUAUCCCUCCCACGCUUCUCAUCAAAUCCCCUUCCGUUGAACGCUCUUCAACCCGAGCUUUGAAGAGCUCCAUAUACAGUCAGCGAACUUCUAUUUCUCCAAUUACAUCGUCGUCCUCUCUAUCAACAAACGAAGAAGACGACCACAUUCCUCUUCGGGAUAUCUGCGAAGGUUGCGUGCCUGAUCAUAUCUUGCGCAGGGUUGAAGAACUCGGGUACCUUAUGCCUACAGAGAUUCAGAGACAAGCUCUACCAGUCCUAUUCUCUGGUCGUGAUUGUAUUCUUCAUGCCCAGACAGGUUCCGGAAAAACCUUGGCAUACCUGUUAUUGAUAUUUUCGGUAAUAAACACUCAAAGAUCAGCAGUACAAGCACUGAUUGUGGUACCAACUAGGGAGCUGGGCAUGCAAGUUGCAAAAGUUGCUCGCAUGCUGGCUGCAAAGUCGGAUCAACCAGUUUUGGAAGACAAGUCCUGCACUAUUAUGGCACUUCUAGACGGAGGAACUUUAAGAAGGCAGAAGAGCUGGUUAAAGUCUGAACCCCCUACAAUAAUUGUUGCAACUCUGGGAAGCUUAUGCCAAAUGCUUGAGAAGCAGACGAUCAAACUAGAAUCAAUGCGCGUGCUAGUGAUAGAUGAGGUUGAUUUCAUGUUUAAUUCUUCGCAUCAAGUUAGCUCUCUCCGAAAGCUAUUGAUAUCCUACUCGUCAAUCAACAAUCGUCAAUCAAUUUUUGCUAGUGCGUCAAUCCCCCAGCACAGACGGUUUUUAUACGACUGUAUACAGCAGAAGUGGACCAAGGCCGAUGUUGUCCAUAUUCACGCAAAUCCGGUUCAACCUAUGCCUCCACGUAUACAUCACAGAUUUUUGAUAUGUAGUAGAAGCGAAAGACAUUCUGCAUUGUUGUCCUUGUUGCAAUCUGAUGCACCUCAGUCUGCCAUAAUUUUUGUUAAUCUACAGUCUGAGAAGUCCAAGAAGGCAGGAAAUGCUCCUUCUACUACUGUUCUAAUUGAUGCUCUGAAGAAUUCACACAUAGGGGGUCACGAAAUUCUGCUAUUAGAGGAAAAAAUAAAUUUCAACUCGAGAGCAGCAUCAUUCUCUGAACUGAGACAAGGAGGAGCUUACCUUCUGGUGGCAACCGAUAUAGCAGGUAGAGGCGUUGAUCUGCCUGAUACGACCCACAUAUAUAACUUCGAUUUACCAAAAGAUGCAGUACACUAUCUACAUCGAGCUGGAAGAACAGGUAGAAAACCAUUCUCAGAAAGUGAAUGUCUUGUUACGAGCAUAAUAACAUCAGAGGAGCGAUUUGUGUUGCAAAGAUAUGAAAAUGAAUUGAUGUUUCACUGUGAUGAGCUGUUUCUAUAAGCAUUAGUGUUGUGCCAUUUUGAUGUAAUUUAAUUUCAAUAUCAUUUUCCAUGGUG
Messenger RNA from Cynara cardunculus var. scolymus (artichoke), 1491 nucleotides. Its product is annotated as DEAD-box ATP-dependent RNA helicase 58, chloroplastic. Bases 20 to 1435 code for a protein of 471 amino acids. Gene Ontology annotation, molecular function: ATP binding; RNA helicase activity; RNA binding. The record is from RefSeq and is a predicted model, not a curated record. The transcript has 10 exons. Lineage: Eukaryota; Viridiplantae; Streptophyta; Magnoliopsida; Asterales; Asteraceae.